Conger conger (European conger) is the source of this 3363-nucleotide messenger RNA. Its product is annotated as G-protein coupled receptor 22-like. Gene Ontology annotation, biological process: G protein-coupled receptor signaling pathway. Bases 1358 to 2689 code for a protein of 443 amino acids. Gene Ontology annotation, molecular function: G protein-coupled receptor activity; peptide binding. The record is from RefSeq and is a predicted model, not a curated record. NCBI's taxonomy places the organism in Eukaryota, Metazoa, Chordata, Actinopteri, Anguilliformes, Congridae. Gene Ontology annotation, cellular component: membrane. The transcript has 2 exons.
CCAUGCCCCCUGAUAGUACUUGCAGGUGGAUGACAGCAGUGCCAGAGGUCGCUGGCUUUGGUUAAGAGGACAGCCAAAAUUGACAAGCGAAUGUGUGUGGGGAAAGCUGGCCGAACGCUGCAUGGAUUGAGCGAAAAAUGCUGGCUGCAAACGCUUCUGCUUCUCUCUCUGUGUUUUUCAACCACUCAUCCUCUCCCUUAUUCUUUUUCUAUCACUCACUCUCCUUCUCCCUCUCUCAAGGAUUGAAGGAUUCAGACUGGUUUAAUACCACGACUGCAGUUAUCCAGCAUUGGCUGGGUUUUAGGACUCAAAUCCCCCCUUCCCUGCUGUGUAAUUUCAUGUGAACAGCAUAAUCUCUUUGCAGUGUGACUGAUGCAUUGGUUUGCAACUUAUCUAUGUGCCGGUUGCUAUGUGACGGCUGGAUUUGUCUGCACCAGAUACAAAUGUGUCGGUUGCUAUGUGACAGAUGCAUUGGUUUGUACAGUAAGGGACAUUGGUUCUUAAUACCACUCCCACCCCUCUGACCCCUCUUUGUCUCCCAGUAGGCUUGAAGCGUGCUGAGCGGACCACAGGGGAGAGGCGGCGAUCGACGAUGGGGUCUCGGCCCCGGCCAACCCCCCUCCCUCUCAGCCGUUUUCACUGGCGUACCUAAGUCGUGAAUCCUCCAUCGGUAGGAGCGGACACCCACAGCCAGCCCGCCGCUCUUCGGGCAAGCAUUCCCGAGAGCGUCUCUGUCAGGUGGUCUUGGUCGACGACAAAGCAGCAGGGAGCCUCGGCACCCCACCCUUUGAGAAAGAUGGGGAGAGCACAAGGGGGGCUUGUCCGCUAGUCCGGGGGACAAAGCGUACAUCUACGUUCGUAUGCCUGCCACUUGCAAACUGGGAAUUACACGGGGACUGAAGAAGCUCCUGAUCGAGAAGCAAGUUACCGUUCCUCAUCGGCGUGAGGGAGUGCCCAAGGCUCGACCCGACCGCAGACACGACCCCCGUGAAUAAAAGCCUCUCUUUGUGUGGUAUCCACGUGGACACUGACGUAGGUCCCUCCCCUCAUCCGGAUGUCCCGUGCCUUCACCUGUUUCGGCCGAAAGGGAAUACGGAGCACUCCUGAUGGCGUGUUAGUGAUCCCCUCCACCCCGAGUGCCUCCUGUAACCAAAAGGAGUGACGUCACCUGCCGGCCCCGUACCCGCCCCCCCCCCCUGGCUGGGGCCCCAGCCAUCUGCGCGGCCUCGAGCGAACGUCCUCGGAGGGAGGGGCCAGGAGAAGAUGUGGCGGUGCGGUGAUAUGCUGAUCGGGCCCCGGAGAACUGGGAGUAACCUCGAAACGGACUGCUGAGUCACAAGCCUCUCUGAGGAACGGGAUGAUGCGUGCCCAUCCCGCGCUGGACGAAGAGUCGACCAUGAGCAACGUCACCGUGCGCGACAUCGCCGAGUCGGAGGGCAGCGCGACGGCGGCCGCCGCGCCCUACCCCGUCAGCUUCCGGGCGUCCGUGACCAGCCUCCUGGUCCUGGAGAUCGUCCUGGGCCUGAGCAGCAACCUGACGGUGCUAGUGCUCUACUGCAUGAAGUCCGACCUCAUCAACUCGGUCAGCAACGUGGUCACGGUCAACCUGCACGUGCUGGACGUGACCGUGUGCCUCGGCUGCAUCCCGCUGACCGUCGCCGUGGCGAUGCUCUCCCUGGCGGCCGACGCCCCGCUCGUCUCCUGCUUCCACGAGGCCUGCGUCUCCUUCGCCAGCGUGGCCACCGCCGCCAACGUGCUGGCCAUCACGCUCGACCGCUACGACAUCUCCGUGCGGCCCGCCAACCGCGUGCUGACCAUGGGACGGGCGGCGGCCCUGCUGGGCGCCGUGUGGGCCGUGUCCGUCUUCAGCUUCCUGGUCCCCUUCGCCGAGGUGGGCUUCUUCAGCCAGGACGGCGUGGGUCAGAACCGGACGAUGGCGCCGGGCCACGGGAGCCCGUACCGGGGCGAGCCGGGCCUGUACUACCACCUGCUGGCCCAAAUCCCCAUCUUCUGCUUCACCGCCGUCGUCAUGCUGUUCACCUACGCCAAGAUCCUGCGGGCGCUCAACAUCCGCAUCGGCACCCGUUUCCACACGGCGCAGAGGAAGACCGCCGUGCACCGGGGCAAGGGCGUCUCCGCGGCGACGCAGCAGGAAGCGGGCGGGGCGUCCCAGGGCGGCGCCGCUCCGGCCCCCGCGGCCGCGGCCGCCGCCGAGGGGGGCCGCAACCCGCCGCUGGGCAUGCGCGCGUCCGUGUCGGUCAUCAUCGCCCUGCGGCGGGCGGUCAAGCGGCACCGUGAGCGGCGGGAGAGGCAGCGGCGGGUGUUCCGCAUGUCGCUGCUCAUCGUCUCCACCUUCCUGCUCUGCUGGACGCCCAUCACCGCGCUCAACGGCGUCAUCCUGAGCGUGGGGCCCGGCGACCUCACGCUGAAGCUGCGGCUGGGCUUCCUGGUCAUGGCGUACGGCACCACCGUCUUCCACCCGCUGCUCUACGCCUUCGCCCGCCAGAAGUUCCAGAAGGUGCUGAAGAGCAAGAUGAAGAAGAGGGUGGUGUCCAUCGUGGAGGCCGACCCUCUUCCCAACAACACGGUCAUCCACAACUCCUGGAUCGACCCCUCGAGGAACAAGACCGUGACUUUUGAGGAGGGUGAUCUGCGGCCGAAAGGCCUCUCCUCUGAAGAGGUGCCCUGAGGGGCCCCCGGGACAACCCCUGCUCAGAGCAGUACAUCCCAUCAGGAAACAGGGUGAACAGGGUAAAGUGGACAACCUACCUACACUGUAAAUGAAAUGUAGACCGGACAAGAAAAUUCUUAUUUGUGGUGAAAAGGACUACAUGUUGCAUUGGACACAACAACAUAUGCUGUACAUAUUGCAUGUUUUUUUGUUUUUUUUUGUAUAAACUGAGUGCGGAAAUGGUAUGUACAUACCACAAACACAAACAUAAAGUAUCAAUUAUAUAGAUAUAUACAGUGAGCUCCAUAAAUCUUGGGACAAAGACAUUCUUUCUUGAUUUGCAUUACAUUACAUUACAUUACAUGGCAUUUAGCAGACGCUCUUAUCCAGAGCGACGUACAACGAAGUACAGAUCAAACACAAGUACAAGUGGGAAGACGACCUGAGAGGACAGUACAGUUCCGAGUCCUAGUGUAACAAUACAGAUAUAAUCGGAACCCUUGAAGAAUACAUCAACUUCCAAACUAGCAUACCACAGUUGGCAGCUAGAAUACCCCGAGUACAACAACACAAUAACUAAUACAAAAAACAACAUCUAUACAACUAUAUAAGUGCCAUUACAGUCUAUGGCAUAUAUAAGGCUAAUCAUGGUGGUGAGUGAGGGAGGGAAAGGUGUAGCCUGAAGAGAUGAG